Molecule: messenger RNA, 1149 nt
Organism: Anastrepha ludens (Mexican fruit fly)
Lineage: Eukaryota; Metazoa; Arthropoda; Insecta; Diptera; Tephritidae
Exons: 3
Coding region: 1-1149 (382 amino acids)
Source: RefSeq, a predicted model, not a curated record
AUGGAGUGUAAUUGCGUUGUAAAGCGAACAAAGAAAGCUCGUUCUUUUACUUUGGAGCAAUCGCCGUGUGCAGACGAGUGCGCUGAAGCACAAAUGUUACCAAGCGACUUGAAAUUAGAGUGGGGUAGAUAUAGGGUUUCACUGCUCCAUGCUAACAUAAGUGAGUUCGACUAUUGGCUUUUCAAAUUGGCGACGUGCGCUAGUCAAGUCGUCUCCGUAAAUACUUCCGAAGAUGUCGUCAAAGUUAACAAUAAUCAAUUUAAGAAAAGGGUGCUCGUGCACGGCGUAGUUCACACCAACAGUGCCACAAGCUCUCAACCUUAUUGCCUUCAGUGCAGUGGUGAUCAUCGACUGGAGAAAUGCAAACAGUUUUGCGAUUUGUCUACCAACGAUAGAUGGUGCUUUGUUCGCGACAAUAAGCUAUGCAUCAGAUGCUUCCGCAAACAUUUCCUGAACAACUGCCCAUUGCAUAGCCGUUGUGAUAUUGAUGGUUGCACAAAGCCACACUAUGUUCUGCUCCAUUCAAAUUAUUCGGUCAAUCCAAGCCAUAAAGCAGCUGUGAUGUUACAUAAGGAAGAGCAGGCGACAAAGACAUUGUUGCGUUACGUUCCAGUAAUACUCUAUGGAAAAUCCAGUUGCAUAAAGACGUAUGCGUUAAUAGACGAGGGAUCCACAUGUACACUCUUGAAGAAACACAUUGCUGAAGAGCUUGGUUUGGAUGGUCCAUCAGAUGAGCUGUGUCUCAGGUGGACGGGUGAUAUAACACAGGUAGAGUCUAAAUCUAAAAAUGUUACCAUAGGGCUCUCUUCUACAAAUGAAACAUCGCCUCGGUUUAAUCUUCGAAACAUACGCAUAGUAGCUAAUCUUGACCUUCCAAAGCAGUCGUUGUUACAAGAAGUACUCUCGUCGCACAGUCAUUUGCACAAUUUGCCUAUCGAACCAUAUGCUGGGGGGCGCGCUACUUCAAAGGUGAUGUACAUCUGCUCCUGUAUGUCAACUGAACGCAUGGAUGAAAUGUUAAAGGCUAAUUACGAGUUAGAGGCAGUGGGUAUUAGCAUGAAAGACGAACCACUGAAAUCCAAAGCAGAUGAACGGGCUCUCGCCAUUAUGCAAUCGACUACAAAGUACUUGGAAAAUGAAAAGCGUUGA